This is a messenger RNA of Lytechinus variegatus (green sea urchin), 2165 nucleotides long. RefSeq names its product solute carrier family 25 member 35-like. Bases 408 to 1331 code for a protein of 307 amino acids. The record is from RefSeq and is a predicted model, not a curated record. The transcript has 4 exons. Lineage: Eukaryota; Metazoa; Echinodermata; Echinoidea; Temnopleuroida; Toxopneustidae.
UCUGUAACGUCCUCUAUAACCAGUUGUUAUUAGGGCAUCGAAAUGGUAAAAAGCGAAUUAAGAAAGAACCUGUAACAUCGAGUCCUCCCCUGAAAUCUGCAACCAUAGCCAGACCAACAAUGAUAUGCUGGAUUGCAUAGAUUCAUUCUACAACCGUGAAGCAGUCAAAGUUCAAAUUGAAUAUUGUAUACAGAUGGGUCAACGUAUAUCAAAGGGAAAUGAAAUGUGACAGCGGACUCUGAUCAGCUGCAAGUCGGAAGGCAUAUACGUAUUGUGACCGCGGUACCGGGACAGGAAUACAUUUCAACACCAUCGAAUACUUGUAGAUCUGAUACUGCCAGUGGGAACCUUGGAAGAAUGAAGAACGAGUCCACAGACAGUUGACAGAGUGAUCUUAACGGCCUGACAUGCCUGUCGAUGUGAUAGAGUAUGGCCUUGGGGGCGCUGCAGCUGCCUGUGCAGUUCUUUUCACAAACCCUUUAGAAGUCGUCAAGACUAGGUUCCAACUGCAGGGAGAGUUGAAGGCAUGGGGAUCCUACCAGCGUCACUACAGGAAUGUCUUCCAUGCCUUCUACACCAUCGGUCGAUAUGAUGGUCUCCUGGCCUUGCAGGCUGGGUUGCCUCCGGCUGUCAUCUAUCAAAUCUUGCAAAAUGGGACUCGCCUGGGAACUUACCAGAUGUUUACAGACAUGGGACUAACGAAGAACAAGACUGGGCAGGCGAGUUUACCCAAGACGAUGUUGGCCGCAGGAGUUGCGGGUUAUUUGGGAGCUUUUGUCAGCAGUCCAAUGUAUCUUAUAAAGACUCAAAUGCAAUCCCAGUCUCACGAAGUCAUAGCCGUAGGUCACCAGCACGCUCACACGGGUUGGCUGCAAGGCUUGAAGAAGAUCUACGUAGAGGGCGGCGUCAAGGGUUUAUGGAGAGGGGUCAAUGCGCAGACCAUGAGGAACGGAAUCGGUUCGGCAGCACAACUUACCGCCUUUUCUCACACCAAAGAUUUCAUCACAAAGACAGAGAUGUUUCACCCUGGAAGCUAUCUUAUCCCCAUCAUUCCCAGUAUGGUGGCUGGUGCCGCUAACGUCGUCGUCAUGACGCCAUUAGACGUCAUCAGCACCCGGAUGUACAAUCAAGGCCUAGACGAAAGAGGGAAAGGGCUCUAUUACCGAGGCAUAUGGGACUGUGCAUCAAAGGUGUGGAGGAAAGAGGGUCUAAUAGGAUUCUACAAGGGAUGGUCUGCCUCCUGGUUUCGUCUGGCACCCCAAACUGUUCUCAGUCUUUCAUUCUGGGAUUUAGGACGAAAACUCUACUAUCGAAAUGUCAACAAAAACUGAGUCAAUGAUAAAAAAGAAAAGGAACGAACGUCAUUGAUACGAAAUGGUUUUUCCUGUGAAACAUGACAAUAUCAUAUUAACUCAAUAUACAAGAUCUGUUCGAAUAUAGAAAAGCAACUGACAUAGACAACAAAAUGUUCCUUAUAUUUGUGAGUGAUUUUUUAUUUUACCGGAAGCAGGAAAUAUUGAUGGUCUUCGUCAGCAUGAUUAGCAUAAUCCUGAUUCUUGACUGUGUAAGAAGAUGACAAAACUAUCAAUGUCCCGUUGUGAAUAUCUUAAAAAGUGAAUCAUCAAUUUAAUAGGGAGUUUUCGCAACAUCUAUACAGACGCUUUCUGAAACGUAGAGAAUCUAUAUUUAAAAGCCCUUCAUGACAAAGCAGUCUUUGUCGAAAAUCGGGGAAUCAAAACCGCAGUGUCGUCCGUGACUCUUAACAAACGACAUGUUUCCAAUGUUUCGUCAGCUCCUAAACCUAGGGCCUUUGCACGCGUGAAUCUUUCAGAAUCAUCAUUGUAAUGAUGAUUGCAGGCGUUCGUGAUUCUAAUCAUGUUCUAGUUUGGUCUCACACGUGCUAAAAAUUCGUCAUUAACCUUUAUGGACUUUUACCGUAACUGCUUCUAAAUAUUGGAAUCGCUUACCUUUUACUCUUAGACAAUCACCAUCUGUUGCUUCAUUUAAAAAGGGACUUAACCUUUCUUUUUUUCCAAUCCCAAUUUUUAGGAUUUUAGGAUUGUAAGGUUUAUCUUUAUAGUUGUUGUAACAAUUUCUUUUCUUGUUGUAAGCGCUUUGGGCCAUUCUGGGAAAAGCGCAGUAUAUAAAUGUUAAUAAUAAUAAUA